UCUCUCACUAUAUAAAACUCAGGAGCAGACCAGUACUUUCUCAGAGGCAGGUUGUUCGGUAGUUUCUACCGGACUUCCAGAAGAUGGGCACAGGUAGUGGGACGCAAAUACCACUAUGGAUAUCAAUACUAACACUUGCCUACAUACAGAUCAAAGUUCAAGCCCAGGGCAAUGAACAACAAUCACAAUCAAACUAUGAUUAUCCAUUGUUCCCGCAGCGACAAAACAAGCUAUCACCAGCUUCCAAAUCCCAUGGAGUGACAAUCAUCCCACCUCUUCAAAACACACUGAAAGUAAAGGCUGGCAACCCCUCUCACAAUGGCCGUGUAUGCAGCACAUGGGGCAACUUCCACUUCAAGAACUUCGAUGGGAACAUCUUUUACUUCCCUGGGGUCUGCAAUUACAUCUUUACAUCCAACUGCAAAUCUCCCUAUGAGGACUUCAAUAUCCAGAUUAGGCGCACUAUGGUGGAAAAUGCUACCAUAAUCACUCACGUCGUCAUGAGGCUGGAAGGAGCAGUGGUCGAACUGACCCGCACCUCUGUCCUGGUUGAUAGCAAACAGAUUCAGAUGCCCUACAGCCAUAUGGGAGUCUUGAUAGAGAGAAGCAACAGCUAUAUUAAAGUUUCUGCCAAGUUAGGACUCACCUUCCUUUGGAACGAAGAAGAUGCCCUCCUGGUGGAACUAGAUAAGAAAUAUGCCAACCAAACUUGUGGACUUUGUGGGGACUUCAAUGGAAUUCCAACUAACAACGAGUUUAUUUCACAGAAUGCAAAACUGACUGCCGUACAGUUUGGGAAUAGGCAGAAGAUAGAUGGACCCACAGAGCAAUGUGAUGAUCCUAUUCCUUCUGCUGUUCUGAUGAACUGCUCAUCUGAAUUUGCUUCUAUCUGCAAGACAGUAUUAACCAGUAAAGCAUUCACAAGCUGUAAUGCACUUGUGGACGUUCAGGACUACAUUGAAACUUGCAUACAAGACCUAUGCCACUGUGAUACUUCUAUGGCUGACUUCUGCAUGUGCAACACCUUUGCUGAAUAUUCCCGGCAGUGUGCUCAUGCAGGUGGACAGCCUCUGAACUGGAGAACCUCAGAACUAUGUCCCAAAUCAUGUCCUUUCAACAUGCAACACCAGGAGUGUGGCUCCCCUUGCUCUGACACCUGCAGCAACCCCGAACGAUCUGCACUUUGUGAAGAUCAUUGUACAGAUGGCUGCACCUGUCCUCUAGGAAUGGUAUUCGAUGACAUCAAUGGUGCUGGCUGUAUUCCCCGUACGGAAUGCCACUGUACCUAUGAAGGCGAAACUUAUGCUCCUGGUACCUCCUUCUCAUCUAAAUGCAGAUCAUGUACUUGUGCUGGAGGUGAAUGGGCUUGCAUCACCCAGUCAUGUCCAGGGACUUGCAGCAUCGAAGGAGGCUCCCACAUUACAACAUUUGAUGAAAAAUAUUAUUCCUUCUUUGGAGAUUGUAGCUAUGUCCUAACCAAGCUCUGUGACAGCAAUGAUUUCACUGUUCUGGGAGACAUCCACAAGUGUGGUCUGACUGACACUGAGACAUGCCUCAAGGGUGUAGCCGUCAGUCUAAGUGGAGGACAAACUAACAUUGUAAUCCAGCCUUCUGGCAGUGUAUUUGUGAACAUGAUCUACACACAGCUGCCCUUCUCUGCAGCAAAUGUCACCAUCUUCAGACCAUCAUCGUUCUUCAUUGUUUUACAAACAACUUUUGGUCUUCAGCUGCAGAUUCAAAUUGUACCUGUCAUGCAACUUUUUAUAAACUUAGACCCAUCACAGAAAGGGCAGACCUGUGGUCUCUGUGGAAACUUCAAUGACAUCCAGACAGAUGACUUCAAAACCACAAGUGGCGUAAUAGAGGGUACUUCGGCAGCCUUUGGCAAUACUUGGAAAACUCGGGCUGAUUGUCCUGAUGCCAAAAUUACCUUUGAGAACCCCUGCACCCUCAGCAUAGAAAAUGAUAAGUAUGCUCAGCACUGGUGCGGCUUGCUCUCCGAUACCAUGGGACCUUUUGCUGAAUGUCACUCAACAGUGAAUCCAGAAGUUUACCAGAAGAACUGCAUGUUUGAUACAUGUAACUGUGAGAAUACUGAGGACUGCAUGUGUGCUGCCCUCUCCAGCUAUGCCAGAGCCUGUGCUGCUAAAGGAAUACUCCUCAAUGGAUGGAGGAACAAAGUCUGCACGAAAUACACCAACACAUGUCCAAAAUCCUUGAAGUACACUUACAAUGUUGAUUCCUGUCAACCUACUUGUCGCUCUCUGAGUGAGCCUGAUGUCACAUGCAACAUCAAGUUUGUCCCAGUUGAUGGGUGCACCUGUGUAAAUGGAACCUACAUGGAUGAAAGUGGCAAAUGUGUGCCUGCUUCUAGCUGUCCUUGUUACUACAAAGGAAUGCCUCUGUCUUCUGGAGAAGUUAUUCACGAUAAUGGUGUUGUCUGCACUUGCAGUUAUGGAAAGCUGAACUGCAUUGGAGAGAAACCACCACCAGUCUGUACACCUCCCAUGGUCUAUGUUGACUGUGGCAAUGCCACUGCAGGUGUCAUAGGAGCAGAGUGCCAGAAGAGCUGUCAGACUCUAGACAUGGAAUGUUACAAAACCCACUGUGUCUCUGGCUGCGUAUGUCCUCCUAAUUACGUAUUAGAUGGCAAAGGUGGCUGUAUAGCUGCUGAAGACUGCCCAUGUGUUCACAAUGGGGAUUCCUACCGUCCAGGAGAAUCAAUCAGAGUUGGCUGUAACAACUGCACAUGUAGAAACAGAAAGUGGCACUGCUCUGAGGAACCCUGCCUGGAAACCUGUUCAGUUUAUGGAGAUGGGCAUUACACCACCUUUGAUGGCAAACGCUUUGAUUUUGAAGGAGACUGUGAAUAUGUUCUGAUCCAGAACUACUGUGGCAGAAAAGGUUUGAAUCAGGGAACCUUCAGAGUCAUCACUGAGAAUAUUCCAUGUGGCACAACAGGAACCACCUGCUCCAAGUCUAUUAAAGUUUUCCUGGGGAACUAUGAGCUGGUACUCAGUGAUGGACACUCUGACGUCAUCCAGAGAUCACCUGGAGGAGAAAUGCCGUUCCAAAUCCGUUCCAUGGGGAUCUACAUGGUCGUUGACACUACUGUUGGUCUGAUACUCAUGUGGGACAAGAAAACCAGUAUAUUCAUCAAACUUAGUCCCAGCUUUCAGGGACAUGUCUGUGGACUCUGUGGAAACUAUGAUGGCAAUGGAAACAAUGACUUCACUACGCGCAGUCAGUCUGUGGUAGGAAAUGUGCUGGAGUUUGCCAAUAGCUGGAAAGUGUCUUCUACUUGCCCAAAUGCCAAUCAAACCAAAGAUCCAUGCACUGCAAACCCAUACAGGAAAUCCUGGGCACAGAAGCAAUGCAGCAUCAUUACCAGUGAAGUAUUUGCGAAGUGUCACUCCCAGGUUGAACCAAAUGAAUAUUAUCAAGCAUGUGUGGAUGAUGCUUGUGCUUGUGACACUGGAGGAGACUGUGAAUGUUUCUGCACAGCAGUAGCUGCCUAUGCUCAAGCGUGCAAUGAGCUGGACAUCUGCAUUUCAUGGAGAACCCCAUCCAUUUGUCCUCUGUUCUGCGAUUACUACAAUCCACAGGGAGAAUGUGAGUGGCACUACAAGCCAUGUGGAGCCCCUUGUAUGAAGACCUGCAAUAAUCCAAGUGGGAAGUGCCUUCAUGAGUUGAGAGGUUUGGAAGGCUGUUAUCCACACUGUCCAAAGAAUAAGCCCUAUUUUGAUGAAGAAACCAUGGCUUGCGUUUCUAAUUGUGGUUGCUAUGAGAAUGGAAAACAUUACAAGCCAGGAAUGCAGAUGCCUUCAAAGCAGAACUGCCAGUCAUGUGAAUGCACAAACCAUGGCAAAAUAUGCAAAUAUGAUGAACAUGAAUGUGUCUGCAUUUAUGAAGGACAGACAUAUAACUAUACAGAAGUGAUCUACAAUACUACAGAUGGCAUAGGAGGAUGUAUUGUUGCAACCUGUGGUCCCAAUGGAACACUUGAAAGAGUUGUGUAUGACUGUCCAAUCUCAACAUCACCCACAACACCGUUUCACUUCAGCACUACACCACCUGCCACUGCUUCCACAGUUACAUCAUCACCAAUAACGUCAGUAUGCGUUCAUGAAGUCUGUCAGUGGUCAGAAUGGUAUGAUGGAAGUUCACUAAUACCUGGAUUUGAUGGUGGAGAUUUUGAAACGUUCAAUGAUCUGAGAGCUAAAGGUUAUGAAGUCUGUAGAUCUCCAAAAGCUGUUCAAUGCAGAGCAGAGAAAUUUCCUAACAUACCACUGAAGGACCUUGGUCAGAGAGUAGAAUGCAAUACAAAAACUGGGCUUAUAUGUUACAACAAAGAUCAAAUUUCAACUAUAUGCUACAAUUAUGAAAUCAGAAUCUUAUGCUGUGUUUUUGUACCAUGCUCAUCUACUUCUUCCAUCACAACACCUUACGAAAUUCCAACAGUGAGCACACAAACCCCAAUUCCAGAAGUGACAACCACAACACCAAGUACCAUUAUCACAACUUCAGCUACAACCACAGAAAUGGCAAGUGCUACUGUCACAACAAGUACUUCUUCAGAAACACAAAGUACCUCCCCAGAGACAAUAAUCAGUACAACACCUUGCCAACCAAAGUGCAAAUGGUCCACAUGGUAUGAUGUCCAUUUCCCAACUUUGCACAACAAAGGAGAUUAUGAAACCUACCAGGAUAUUAGAUCUGCUGGAAAAGCAAUCUGCAGAAACCCGGAAAAAAUACAAUGCAGAGCAGAGAAAUACCCACAUAAAUCUAUUGAAGAAAUAGGCCAGGUUGUCCAUUGCAAUGAAACAUUUGGACUUAUCUGCAGAAAUGAAGAUCAAAAAGGAGAACUCCACAUAUGUCUAAAUUAUCAGAUAAAAGUAUUCUGUUGUGAUGACUACAGCCACUGCCAAACAAGCGUGACACCUACUGUACUUGAGGAAACUACUACCACUACACAAUCACCAGCUACUACAACCUCGACUUCUCCCUGCAUAAAAGAAGAAUGUAACUGGUCAAUUUGGUAUGAUGUCAGUUAUCCAGAAUCAGGAUACAAUGACGGAGAUUUUGAUACAAUUCAGAAUAUUAGACAAAAGGGAUAUAAAGUCUGUCCUAACAGAAAGGCUGUUGAAUGCAGAGCAGUAAGAUUCCCCAAUACACCAUAUCAACUCCUGGAGCAACACAUUACAUGCAACACUAAAGAAGGACUGAUAUGCUACAAUAAAGACCAGCUACCACCAAUAUGCUACAAUUACGAAGUAAGAUUUAAAUGCUGUAAAAAUAUAACAGUACCAUGCCAAACAACACAAACACCGUAUACAACUACAGAAAAAUCAACAACCUUCACAAUUUCAACAACAUAUACACCAUACACAGAAAUAUCAACAACGGAAUAUACACCAAAGAUACAAACAAAACAUAAGACGACAACCAUAUCAACAAUACCACCAGAAACAGAAAACAUUCACAGUGAAACAACAUCAACACCAAAAACAAGCACACAAACAGAAACAGAAACCACAUACACAACACCCAUCAGCACAGUCACAACCUCCACCUCCACCGCAACGCCCUCAAUCUCUGAAACAACACCAGCAACCUCCACCACCACCAGCACCCUCACGCCGACCCCUGCUCUCAUCUCCUCUACCAGCUCGUCUUCCACCACGGAGCACGUUACCUCCUGUCCGCCUCAACUGUGUUCCUGGACGGACUGGUUUGACGUGGACUUCCCCUCCUCGGGGACAAGCUCUUCUUCCACUCCAAUAUGUACUAGUCACACCACUAGCACCUCUAUGUCAACACCAUGUUUUUGUAAAAUUGCUGACAACAUUUAUUCUCCUGGUGAACUGAUUUACAGCACAAUGGAUAGUGAUGGAUGUAGAUUUUAUGCCAGGUGUAGUCAAACAUGUACAAUUGAACGCUACACUGGAGACUGUAAUAUUACUACUCCACUAACCACUACUUCCCCUCAGACACCUAUCAUAACAACAUCACAUCCAAUUCUUCCUCCGGGUUGUGUUUCUGGUACUCACCCUCCCCUACAGCCUGGUCAGAGAUUCAAAUUAUCCAACUGUACAGAACUCAUCUGUGAAGGAAACAACAAAGUUGAAGUAAAUCAAACAGUGUGCCCACCUAUUAAGGAAAUUACUUGUGCAAACAAAUAUCCAGCGGUAUUGGUACCUGAUGAAAAUGGAUGCUGUUACCACUAUGAGUGCCAAUGUGUGUGCAGUGGAUGGGGUGAUCCUCAUUAUAUCACUUUUGAUGGAACAUACUAUACUUUCCUUGAAAACUGCACUUAUGUUCUGGUGAAACAGAUUGUGCCUAAAUAUGACCACUUCCGUGUUCACAUUGAGAAUUAUUACUGUGAUUCAAAAGAUGGACUUUCCUGUCCUAAAUCCAUCAUUAUUUUCUACAAAUCUGCAACAGUGAAGCUCACCCGGGAACUUCUGAAUGGUGUGAUGACAAAUGUGAUGUACUUCAACAAGAAGAUUGUCCAACCAGGCUUUCACAAAGAUGGCAUUUAUUUCUCCACGCUUGGUAUCAAUAUGAUUGUAGAAAUACCAGAGAUUGGUGCAACCAUCACCUUCAGUGGGCUGAUCUUUUCUGUGAAACUUCCGUACAGCAAAUUCGGGAACAAUACUGAAGGACAAUGUGGAACAUGUACAAAUAAUAAAAGAGAUGAAUGCCGCCUGCCAAGUGGUAAGAUCAUUUCUUCCUGUCCCCAAAUGGCUCAUCACUGGCUUGUUGGUAACGAAACAUCAUGCUCUGGAGUACCACCACCACCAAUGGUUACCACACCUCCAGCAAGGCCACAGUGUCAUGCUCCUGAACUCUGCAAGCUUAUCAUAAGCAAAGUUUUUGCAGAAUGCCAUGACGUGAUACCACCAGAACCAUUUUACAAAGGAUGUGUUUUUGAUGGAUGUCGCAUAACUGAUGAAUCCAUGCAGUGUUCCAGUUUAGAGAUAUAUGCUACAGAGUGUGCUGCAAGAGGUGUCUGCAUUGACUGGAGAGGAAAGACAAACAAUACCUGCCCAUACACUUGUCCAGCAAACAUGGUAUACAAGCCAUGUGGGUCCAUUAAUCCUGCUACUUGCAGCCAAAGCUUUGUUGACCAUCCUGGCUACGGAGUAACUGAAGGUUGUUUCUGUCCUGAAGGAAAGAUGCUCCUGAGUGAAGACAGCACCAUUUGUGUCUCUGAAUGCUCUUGUAGAGAACCAAACGGAGUAUCCAGAUGGCCAGGAGAAAAAUGGACAAAAAAUUGCCAAGAAUGUGUCUGUGACAGAUAUACUCUUACAGUGCAUUGUACAAAACAUGAAUGCCCUCUGCCACAGCACGUAUCUUGUUCUGAACCAGGUUACAUGCCUGUUCAGAUACAGAUACCGGAAGAUCCAUGCUGUACUAGGACUGAGUGCUUCUGCAACACAAGCCUCUGCCCUGAGAUCACACACCAAUGCUUAGAGGGACAGGAAGUAAUUACAGUAACUCAGCCAGGAAAAUGCUGCCCUACCUUUGAAUGCAGACGUGGCUGUGUAGUCAAUGAAACCUACUAUGCACCUGGAACUGUGAUCCCAUCAGGCCCCUGUGAAAGCUGCACCUGCUCCAAAUCCUCCCAUUCAAGCCAUCAGAAGUUUGCUGUCAAGUGCCAACCUCUCAUCUGUGACACCCACUGUCCAGUGGGUUACAAGUAUACAGAGGAACCUGGAAAGUGCUGUGGCACAUGCAAGGCAGAGGCCUGCAUAGUGGUCAUGGAAGACAACACUACACACGUGCUCAAGGUUGGAAAAUUCUGGAGCCCACCUGGUAAUAACUGUACCACUUACACAUGUGAAAAAUACAACGGCCAGUUCAUUACAGUCAUCUCAAAGAAAAGCUGUCCCCCCUUUAACCCUGAUCUCUGUGAACCUGACAACAUCAGGCUAUCAGAUGAUGGCUGCUGUAGAGUGUGCUCGAUCCCACCAUCAGGUUGCAAGAAGCACAACACCACUACUGUCAUCAAAUACCAUGGAUGUGUUUCUGCACCUGUUGAUAUUACAUACUGUGAAGGCAGCUGUGAUGCUUACUCAAGGUACUCUCAAGAAGCAAACAUGAUGGAACAUAAAUGCUCAUGUUGUCAGGAAAUCCAGACUAGUGUAAGAAAGGUGACUUUGACAUGCAGUGAUGGAACCUACCUUGAUCACUCAUACACCUAUGUGGACCAAUGCAGCUGCGUGAGUGCUGAGUGCGUUCCUCAAGACAUUGCCAACCAACAACAGCAAACAGGCAACAUAUGAGAUAAAGACCUCUCAAGAAAAAGGGAAUGUCUAAAAUUAAAAUUAAAGAGAAGCCAAACAAGUUGAAUAUAGAUAAAAACAAACAUUUGAAAAAAAGUGUCAAAAGCAGCUACAAUUUUGGACGAACAGAUUGUAUUUUCUGCAUACAAGCUCAGUAUGUCUGUCUACAUUAUUUCAGCUUUCCUUACCAUUGUAUCUCAUACUGUUUUUCAUGACUUUUCUUUACACCUUGAGAGGUACAGUAUAAGAUCGUUUUCAUAUUUCUUGUUAGUUUGUCUUAUGAGAAGUGCUAUACUCUAAGACUGAGAGUACACACAGUCUUUUAUUAGAAUGACAUUCUUUUCUGGCUCGAGGCUUUCCUUUGGUGGCACAAUAUAGACUGCACUGGCACAGAAUAAAUAUUACUCUGUAGGAAAUAAAGUUUUGCUCUUCAUUACAUUCUGCAACUACUUGACAAUAUCUAAGAUUUCCAUUGAUAUACUGCACUAUUAUGGAACAUUUUAAUUUCAGUUCAUUGAGACGGAUCAAAAGCUAAAAUCUAGGAAAAAUAAAACUGUACCUCUCUUUUUCUUUUCUUUUUUUUUUUUUUUUUGCAUUAUGGAAAACUUAGAUUGCAAAAAGCCGUAUCUUCUCAAAGCUAUAAAAUUCAAUGUUAUAAACAAUUUUUAGGGCAUUUCCCUAUCUAUUCUCAUGAGAAGGAAAAGAAAGAAAAGAAAGAAGAAAGAAAAAAGAAAGGAAGAAAGAAAGAAAGAAAGAGAAAGAUACUAUAAUGAUAAGCUGCUGCAUACUACUCUUUGUUUACAUAACAUCAGCAUAAAAACUGUAUGAAAAUUUGGAAUUUUUUUUUUUUGUUUGUGGUUAACUGUUUACAGAAGAAGUAUAUAUAUAUAUAUUGCCAACAGGGGCAUAUGAAGGACUUUUGUAAACAAAAGUAAUAAUAAUAUUAUAUGUAAAUUCUUUCCUAGAAAGCUUUUGAAAAGUUGUACUAUUGCUAUUUAUUUUGUUUUUUGGAGAAUUGAUUUAUUGGGCCAUUUCUUUCAGAAUUAAUGUAACCCCAUUUCUUAGUCUUAGUCGUAUUAUCUGGGUGUGGUAUAUUUUCUUCUUCCAUUUUGUUUUGGAAUAUUGUUUUAUUUUUGUUCUUUAUGGAAAAAGUAAUGAUGAUUAAUAAAUUUUAAGCAUUUUACA
This is a messenger RNA of Numida meleagris (helmeted guineafowl), 9473 nucleotides long. Its product is annotated as mucin-5AC-like. Lineage: Eukaryota; Metazoa; Chordata; Aves; Galliformes; Numididae. The record is from RefSeq and is a predicted model, not a curated record. The transcript is spliced from 50 exons. Gene Ontology annotation, molecular function: protein binding. Gene Ontology annotation, cellular component: extracellular matrix. The coding region runs from base 84 to 8288 and encodes 2734 amino acids.